This is a messenger RNA of Bactrocera neohumeralis, 7860 nucleotides long. It is a transcript of the gene Larp4B, whose product is annotated as la-related protein Larp4B. Gene Ontology annotation, biological process: positive regulation of translation. Lineage: Eukaryota; Metazoa; Arthropoda; Insecta; Diptera; Tephritidae. The coding region runs from base 1056 to 6557 and encodes 1833 amino acids. The record is from RefSeq and is a predicted model, not a curated record. Gene Ontology annotation, cellular component: cytosol; cytoplasmic stress granule. The transcript has 14 exons. Gene Ontology annotation, molecular function: mRNA 3'-UTR binding.
GCGUUUGUGGGUGCAAUUUUUUCGAAAUAUUCGAUUCUAAACAGUAGAUUGUGGGUAUAAUUACGGAAGUAUUAAAUCGCAAAUGUGUGCAAUCAUUAUGCAAGUUAUUUAAUAAAUUUGUGAGAUAUGGAAUGAUAAAAAAGGAAUUAUUAAGGCUUGAAAACGUCUCGGUGUACGGAAGAAAAUAAAGAAAAAGGGGAAAAUGAAUGCAAAGAAGGCGGUUUUGGGUAAAUCGUAACUAAGUCAUUGAUGAAAGUGAGAAACAAGUCUCACUUGCGCCCAUAUUUAUUAAUACUACCGGUUUGACAGUUGCUUAUUUUGACACUAUCGCGUAGCUAUUCAUACAUUCAUCUCGUUACACUGGCACAGUGAAAACGAAACGGAAUAUUUGAAACUGUUGAUCGCAAGCUGUCGCAAGUGUGAUUCGAAGAAGCGAACAAAGGCGUAAAGAAUUUAGGUAAAUGAAAAGUCAGAUGAAUUUGCGAAAGCGUGAAAACGGAAACAGAACGUAGCGGCUUUUGUUUUAGCAAAAAUAACUUACCAUUGCGCUAAAAUAAAAUAAUUUAUCAUUGUAAUUAUGACAGUGAAGUAGUAAAGAUCAGUGUUUGGACAAAAAUAUAACUUGAAUGUAAAUCUAAAGAACAUUGUUGACAUAGUUGAAUCUUGAAAUGAAUAUUUGUGUGUAUUUUACGUGUCUCUUGAUGGCUUAAAUUACGUGUCUAUAAAAAAAAACAACAAUACAGAACAAGUGGUUUCAACAUAUUUUCAGCUAGAUACUCCUUAAAUAUAUAACUUUUUUGUAAAAAAGUGUGUGUUAAAAAUAUCAGAGUGAUAUCUGUGUUAUAAAAAAAAAAAAACAAAAAAAUUGUGAAUAAAUGAAGGUAUCGAAGUUAAUUUAUAUAUACCUUAGCAAGUGGACGAAUUUUUGAAAAAAACCAAAUAUAUCAGCGAUCAUUCAGUGCUUAAUAUCUACAAAAAACUAGUAUUGCUGUUAUCAUCAAAGUCCCUGAUUAAAAAUUUAUUCUACCGCGACAAAAACUGGCGGUUAUGUAUAUAUGAAUGGAGAUGCAGUCAAGUUACAACCACCUGUUGCAAACACAAUUUACGCUCAUGUACCCGUUGAAACAGCGAUGCUAGCCACAACUAAUCUUUACGGGCCGACAACGCAAUUGGCAGCACCAGCCGCAACACAUAUUCCUUUGAUAGCAACCGCAGGACCCCAACCACCACAUCCACAAGCUCUGCAAGUAGCUGCUGCACCUCCACCCACUCAACACCAACACCAACAUCAGCAUACACAAUUAAUACCGCAUACUCAUCCACACGCACACACACAUUCACAUAGUGCAGCUGUCGCCGCUGCUGCUGCUGCUGCCGCCGUAGCCGGUCCGCACACACAGCAACCCCCUAGUGCUGGUGCCUCUCUACAAACGGUGCCAACUGCCUCACAUCAGACCGCACAUUUACAAUACGCUCACCAACCACAAACAGUGGCACAAGUUGCUACUGGCGGACCAGCCGUAACAACAAUUGAUAGCUCAGAGUACGCAGCCGCCGUUAUGAAUGGCACAAUUGCACAGGACGGCUCUACCGUCUGCUACGCGCAACAGGAGGAGUUGUCCGGUGUAGCGGCUGGAACGAAUUUAAUAGCGGUCGAUGUUUCGAUGGCGGGAACUCCUACUUCUGUGGGCUCUCAUCAAACACAACAACAUUCUCUUGGUAUAAGUAAUGGUCCGCAUCAACAUCAGUCACACCAGCAUAUAAAUAAUAAUGCGAAUUCAGUAGACAACUCCGGCAUACCGUUAGAUCAGUUGAAACAAAUGUUAUCCACUCAGUUAGAAUACUAUUUUUCCAGAGAGAAUUUAGCAAAUGACACUUAUUUGCUAACGCAAAUGGAUAGCGAUCAGUACGUGCCUAUUAUAACUGUGGCCAACUUUAACCUAGUGAAGAAGCUUACCAAGGAUAUCAAGCUGAUCACGGAAGUGCUUAGAGAGUCUCCAAAUGUGCAAGUAGAUGAAGACGGAUUGCGUGUGCGUCCCAACCACAAACGUUGCAUAAUUAUCUUGCGAGAAAUAUCCGAAAAGACACCUGUAGAAGAAGUAAAGAACAUUUUUAAUAAUGAAAAUUGUCCACGUGUCAUAUCAUGUGAAUUUGCUGGAAAUAAUUCAUGGUAUAUAACAUUUGAAUCAGAUGAAGACGCCCAAAAGGCCUUUAAAUAUUUGAGGGAGGAUGUAAAGAUGUUCAAGGGAAAGCCCAUAAUGGCUAGGAUGAAAGCGAAACCCUUCAUAAAUCGGCUGCCAAUCGCACCGGUUGCGCCAUUGAAGAAUGGGUUCCGAAUAACUUCGCCGCCAGCAGCGGUAUAUGAUCCUAAUGCGGCAGCGACAGCCGUUGCAUACAAUACAGCUCCGCAACGAUUUGUCUAUGCUACGAAUGGUGCCGCAAUGACACAGGCAUCGGUACCUUAUAAUGCUCCUGUAAUAUUUCAAUCUUUCCAACAGCAACAAUUCUAUCCUGGUAUUGUUGCAACAACACCGUGGCCCCCGGCGGCUGCUGCAGUAGCAGCAGCCGCUACCACAGCACACGGUCAAAAUUUUUAUGAGCUAGGAAAUGUGUUUGCCACUAAUGGGUUGACACCACAAGCUGCUGUGCCCACAGCGUACACAACUUCUGCUCCACAACAAUCUGCCACGCCAUUGCCGGCGUCAUCGAAAGGGCAAAGCGGCGGCGGUCGCUAUAAUAACCAUCGCAAUAACACCAGCAGUGCUGGUGGUGGUGGCCGCAACAAGUUGCGUAGCAACACUGCACAACAGCAACAACAACAAUCUCAACCCUUACCGGGUAUGAUCGCUACGCUUGGUAAUGUCGUUGGUAGUUUGGUAAGCGUUGUACCAACAAUAAUGGACCCACACCAACAGCAACAACAAACGCAGCAGCAGCAAAAUCAACAGCCUCAGCAUCAAAUGCAACAACAGCAGACGACUUCAAGUCAAGUGCAACAGCAGCAGCAAGUGCAGCAAUCACAACAACAACCCCAAAAUACUUCAAGGCAUUAUAAUAGUAUAAAAAAUAGUGGAGGUGGCAUUAAUAAAUCAGCUAUGGAUAAGCCCUAUGGUGGAGGCAGCAGUAUGUCGAGUCACAUACACUAUGGAACUCAAACACAAUCGAGCGCUGGCCCUUCCCAUCAUCAUGCGUCGUCCCAGCAGCAACAGCAGACGAAUGCUGUAACUGCUGGUUCACAUAAUAGCACUCAAAAUCACUACCAAUUGCCUUCCGCGACUGCAGCUGUAGCGGCCGCCACAUCUACAAAUCUACAACAUUCUUCCUUUCCGCAUGCUACGCCAACCGUAUCGGUGCAGCAACAGCAUCACCAUCAUCAGCAACAGCAACCACAUUUGCACGGCCAACAUGUUGCUGAUCUGCAAGACGAUGGCGGUGUGUUAGGUAUGGGUGCUAGUGGUGAGUUGGUGCAGCAACAACAGCAGCAUCAGCAGCAGCAAUCAUCGCAUCCUCAUCAACAGCAACAGCACAGCAGAAGUAAUCUGUCUAGUUCAACAUCGUCGCUGGCGACGUCGUCGUCUGUUGGUGUCGGUGUGGUGGGGAAGGAGCCGCCAAUGCAUUGGACGCAGCCGCGGCAUCGUCGUCGGAGACGUGAUGACGACGGCAGCGUUAUGACAUAUACGCCAAGCACUCGACUUGGUGGUGGCGCCGGAGUUAGCGGUGGGCAGCAAGCCUACAUUGGUGGUAGCGUAUCAUCACAUCAUCAAUCGCAGCAACAGCAACAGCAGCAACAACAACAACAAUUACAAACACAACAAUCGUCCAACUCCGGCAAUACGCUGCAAUUAUCCUCAAAUGUGGGUAAUAAUACUCCAAUGUCGUCACAAAGCAGUGGCGGCGGUGCCAGUGUGCAUCAUGGCCAGCGCGGUGAAGGCGUCCAUCACGGCGGCGGCGGCGGCGGCGGCUCAAGUUACAAUUCACAUCGCGAAGAACAUCGAGGUGGUUACAAAGGCAAUAAUUAUAAUCCACAUUAUAAUAGCGGUGGUGGAAUGGGUCAUCACUCGCAACAUUCGGGGGCGUCACAUCAUCAUCACCAUAGUGGCGGCGGUCCAUCACAGCAGCACCACCAUCACCAUUCAUCGUCGCAUCAUACGGGCUCAACGCAUCAUUACCACCAUCAUCGCCACGAAGUAGGUGGUGGUGGUGGUGGUGGUAGCGGUGGUAACGGUGGCCUAAGUGGAGGUGGCACGAAUGGUGCUCAUGGCAUAAGCGAUCGCAGCAAUGAUCGCAGUGGCGGUCAUGGACAUCACGGUCAACAGCAGCAACAGCAACAUGUGCCGCCGCCACAACCACCACAAUUCGAUUUAGAAGCAGCAGCUUUUCCGCCACUGCCAGCGACUUCGUCGUCCACAGCUUCCUCUUCCUUAGCGUCUACUGGUGCGGCUUCGUCUAAUAGUAGUGGUAGCAACAGUAACAAUGUUGCGGUGUCAAGUACUAAGCAAUCUUCGAAUUCGACACCACAUCAUCAUCAACAUCAACAACCUCUUCAGCAACAGCAACAGCAACAGCAACAACAACAACAACAGCAACAGCAGCCUCAGCAGUCUUACGGUGGUGGCGGAAAUGACGGAAGUAUAAGUGGCAGCGUAGAUGUGCCAACGCAAAAAACAAGCUACCUGCAGCAGCAACCCCAACUACAGCAACACAAUCAGUGUUUAAGCCCUUCUAUUGCAGUACAGCAAUCUAAUAGUUCCUCGUCGGCGGUAACUGGUGUAGCAGCGAAUGUCAGUGGUGUUGGUAGCGGUAGCACUGGCAGCGUUGGUAGUAGCCACCAAAACCACAGCAGCGCCAGCGGCGUCGCCAACAGCAGUGGCUGGUCCAAUGAGAACCGUUUGGCAGAUGUUGUGCGCUCUGGCGCGAACAGCGGUGGUAAUGGGAAGAUUAAAUCUCGCAAAGAUUCCGCCCACAGUAAUAAACAACAACAAAACUAUCAACAACGUAAUGCCGGUGCUUGUACCACCAUUAGUCCCACCACAACAUCGUCCAUCAACGCUAUAGAAGGUGCUUUUCCAGCUGAUGAACCGAAUAUGCCAUCAGCAGCUACAAUAAAGCCAAACAAUAAGUCCUCGACAUUGAAUAAACAAAAUUCAAAUGCUAAUACAAACUACACAACCACCGCCUCCUCAUCCAACAACACUGUGAUAAAGUGUCCAACACAAUCCAAACAAACCAAUGCCUAUAGUUUGACUGGCGGCAAUGCAUCAUUCGACAGUAAUACUGUUGACCACCUUAAACGGAAUAACCGUAAAUUCACUGGUGAAAAAUCCAUAAACAAGACUGAGGAUUUGUCUGUUUCUGCGGCGACACAAGAAGCAGCAUGUAAACAGCAGCAGCAGCAACAUGCUGCAACCGAUAACAAUGGCAGCAACGAGUUGCAUCAGCAACACAAUCAUCGCGGUAGUGGCUGCGGCGGCCCAAACUCCACUUCGGGCGGUGCCAUCAAAAGCGCUAAUGCAGUGCUUUCAACCACACCAGUUACAGCCGGUGCGCUCAGCGGCAGUGGCGUGGGCGGUGGCAUCACUAGCAACAGCAGCGCCGGCAAUAAUGGCCAACAAGCCGUUACAUGCAGUGUUGCUACCAUGACCACAAAUUUUGCCGAUUGCAGCCUAAGUAAUCACAAGAAACCGCCUGCAGUUGCAGAUUUACUAGCCAAAAAGGCAACGCCAAAAGAUGCUACGAAGCAUAAAAAUGCUUCCACAUCUACGAACACUGCUUCAAUUGAAAACAUUGCGGCAGCACAAACGGGCAUACCAAUAGCGAAUGCCACGAGUGCGACAAAUAAUAACAGUUCACGUUUAAGCUACGCGCAAGUAGCUCAACAUCACAAGGAGCGCGCCGUCGCCGAUGGUGGCAACAAGAGUUCUGAGAACUCGGCCUCAGGCAAUGCCUCACCUGUGGCUGUGCCCAAUAAAAGUGAACUGUCAGCUUCAACAAUGAAUAUUAAUAAAUAUGAGACUGCUAAUAGCAUUAGUGGAGCGGGUGGUGUAGUCAGUGCUGUUAUUGGGGCGGCGACGGCGACCGCAACAGUGGCGACAGUACCUUCUUCAUCAGCAGCAGCAGCUGCUACUGCCUUGCAGUAUGUAGAAAAGCAAAGCGACAAACCGAUAGGCUUUGACAAGCAACGUGGCAUAACGACUGUUGGCCAAGCGUUGACGAAUGCAGCCACCGGCACCACUUCCGCAGGCAACAAUAGCGGCAGUGGCGGUGGUGGCAACAACACAGGUGCUGUGAUUAACAGCGCAAGUAAUGUAGUGACAUUACGUGCUGAAAUUUCCAAAGAUAAAGAUGCUUUACGCGAGAAUCGCCAAAGCACCGGCAGCAAUAAUAGCGGAAGCAGUGGCUUCAGUAGUAGCGGCGCUCUUAGUAAUAACGCGGCCACCCAAUCCACGCUAGCGACGAGUGCACGCAAUCGCAACAACGAUGGCAAAGAGAAGAAUGUGCGCGAACGACACGACACUGCCGAAAGCAGCAGUAGCGGGCGCAAGUCGGGACGUAAUUAAUCCUUAGUUGUGAUGUUCACCCAAGGAACUGAAAUAUUUCGCUUAGGAACAGCAUUUCACACACAUACAUAAUAUACACAAUUGCUUACACACACACGCACACUCACUUGCAUAGUGCCGAAAUUAAGAAGACAUAUAUGCAGCCAAUGUAGAAUAGAAAGCCACACAGAGAAUUUUCAGUAUUGUCUACGUAUGUAGCAGCAGGAAAUUAACGCGUACGCAAAGUAUCCGAUCGUUGAAUUAGGAGACGCUAAAGCAAUUUAUACAUACGCAGACAAACACUAACCAAAAUUCUUUGACUUUCUUUAACAGCAACAAAAGUUGACAUAAAUUUGUGAGAGGUGAAGUUUUUGCAAAAUUUUGUGUGUGAAACUAUUUAAAUUUGAAUCGUGAACAUAUAUGCAACGUUUCGAAAUUAUUGUGUCCCAUUAAAAUACUGUUUGGCCUGCAUUACACAAACUAGCGCAAUUCAUGCUACUAUCACUUUAAGUGGACACACUUGAAUGCCAAACAUGCAAUUGAGCUGUUAAUAUUGAACAACAACAAACAAUUACAAUUGCGAAUAGUUUGCGCAGCUAUAAAUAAAUACAAUAAACACGAACAGCAAAGCAACUACUUGUAUAGGCUGCGCUCCGCCAGAUUUGCUGCUGCAACAAGUCUACUAAUUUAAUAAUACUGUACAACAAUUGUUUUGUAUGAUAUUAAUUAUUCACAAAAAUAAUUGCAAUAAGAAUAGAACUAACGUUGUGGAACAACAAUAUACAGAAAUAUGCUGUUUUAGUUACGUAAAGACGAAUCGCAUACAAUUCGGAGGAUAUGUAUAAAAAAGGAUCAGUCAGAAAUUAUUAACAUUAUAAAUUUAAUAAUAUACAUAUAUAUAACAAAACUUAACCUUAGUUAUUAAGCAAUUGAUAAACGAAAUGUCAAAAUGUCAAACGCAAAUGCAAACGCGUGGCAAACACGAAACGAUGUGCGUUAUUUUUGUACAUAGGGAAGUUAAUUUAAUUUGUCAAUAUAAUAAUAAAGAUUAUAUAGAUAUUUAUGUUCAUCUAUGCAUUACAGUUACAAGUAAUGUAUAUAUGUAUGUGUGCAAAUAUGAUAUAUGUACAUAUUGAACACUAAAUAUUUACAUAGAACUUACAUAUAUUGGAUGCAAACACACAUACACAUACACCCAAAUGACUGUGUAGAAUUUUAUAAAGGUUUUGCUAUAGACCGCGAAAUACACAAACGAUAUUAUAUAGUAUAUUAAAUUUGUAGUUAGGCAUAUUACAGUGAAUAUUAAAACACGACAAUUUAACGA